UAUGUCCCAGCAGGCGCGCAUGUGGGUGCGCGCCCAGGUGCAUGUGUAGGUACGUGUGAGCCCUGGUGCGCGCGCGUCUGUGUAAGGGCGAGGGUGCCCGCGCACAGCCGCGUGGGGCGGCGUGUCCCGGUGUCCGCUCCGUGCAGUCCGCCGGCAGCGCUGCCCGCCGGUGGGCGGGGGGACCCCCCGCCUUGCAGUCGGCGCUAACCGCCCCCACCCCGUUCUGCUGCCGCUCCCCCUCCGCAGGCUCCGGGCCCCCUCCUUGGCACCGCCAUGGAGGCCUUGCUGAGAAGAUGGAGGCUCCCGGCGCUGAGCGCCCGGCAGCGGGGCUGCAGGCCCCGGCACGGCGCCCCGGGCAGGGCCAAGCGGCUGCUGCUCUCGCAGCUUUUCCAGCCCCUCAACCUGCAGGUGGGCGGCGAGGCGGGGUGGGACGGCAGGGCCGGGGAGCCCACCUGCCGGAGCCAGAAGCUGAUGCUGCAAGGGGGGCUCAUCCACCCCUCCAGCCCCGGCUGCUACUACUACAUGCCGCCCACCGUCCGCGCCAUGGAGAAGCUCAUCAAGGUGAUGGACGAGGAGAUGCAGGCCGUGGCGGGGCAGAAGCUGAACAUGCCCAGCCUGAGCUCGGCGGAGCUGUGGCGCGCCAGCGGCCGCUGGGACCGGAUGGGGCCGGAGCUCUUCCGGCUGGUGGACCGGCACGGCAAAGGCUACUGCCUGGGCCCCACGCACGAGGAGGCGGUGACAGAGCUGGUGGCCGCUCAGAGCAACCUCUCCUACAAGCAGCUCCCGCUGCGCCUCUACCAGGUAACCAGGAAGUUUCGGGACGAACCCAAGCCCCGCUUCGGCUUGCUGCGCAGCCGGGAGUUUUACAUGAAGGACAUGUACACCUUUGACGCCUCCGAAGAGGCGGCUCGGCAGACCUACGACCUGGUGUGCGACGCCUACCGCAGCCUCUUCGACCGCCUGGGCCUUCCCUUCGUCAAAGUGCAGGCGGCCACGGGCAGCAUCGGCGGCACCGUGUCCCACGAGUUCCAGCUCCCGGCAGACGUCGGCGAGGACAGGCUGGUGCUGUGCCCUGCCGGCCAUUUUGCGGCUAACGUGGAAACGCUGAACGGGGAACAAACGUCUUGCCCCGUGUGCAGGGAAAAACUCACCCAGACCAGAGGGAUCGAAGUGGGGCACACGUUUUAUCUGGGCACCAAGUACUCCUCCGUCUCCAACGCUGUCUUCUACUCCUCCGAGAACAAACCCCAGCUGGCAGAAAUGGGUUGCUACGGCCUGGGCGUCACUCGCAUCCUGGCGGCCUCCAUCGAGGUGCUCUCUACGGAGGACAGCAUCCGUUGGCCGAGCCUCAUCGCGCCCUACCAGCUCUGCUUCAUUCCCCAGAGGGGCAGCAAGGAGGAGGCGGAGGGAGCCGUGCCGAUGGAGCGGCUGUACGACGACCUCGCCGAAGCGCUGCCCCACCUCGCCGGCGACUCGGUGCUGGAUGACAGGACGCAGCUGACCAUCGGCAAAAGGCUAAAGGACGCCAACAAGCUGGGUUAUCCCUACGUGGUCAUAGCCGGGAAGAGGGUUUGCGAAGACCCCCCCGUCUUUGAGGUUUGGAAUCAGAACGCUGGCGAGGUUUCGUUCCUCACGAAGGAAGGUGUCAUUGAGUUGCUGAGUAAAGUGCAAGUCCCUUAAAAUCCCCGUCUCUGAAUCUCUCGUCUUUGCUGCACUGAGUUUAU
This is a messenger RNA of Gymnogyps californianus (California condor), 1724 nucleotides long. RefSeq names its product prolyl-tRNA synthetase 2, mitochondrial (gene PARS2). NCBI's taxonomy places the organism in Eukaryota, Metazoa, Chordata, Aves, Accipitriformes, Cathartidae. Gene Ontology annotation, biological process: prolyl-tRNA aminoacylation. The record is from RefSeq and is a predicted model, not a curated record. Gene Ontology annotation, cellular component: cytoplasm; mitochondrion. Gene Ontology annotation, molecular function: proline-tRNA ligase activity; ATP binding.